Acanthochromis polyacanthus (spiny chromis) is the source of this 3624-nucleotide messenger RNA. RefSeq names its product cyclin-dependent kinase 15-like. The record is from RefSeq and is a predicted model, not a curated record. Lineage: Eukaryota; Metazoa; Chordata; Actinopteri; Pomacentridae. Gene Ontology annotation, molecular function: cyclin binding; cyclin-dependent protein serine/threonine kinase activity; ATP binding. Bases 1 to 1248 code for a protein of 415 amino acids. Gene Ontology annotation, biological process: protein phosphorylation. Gene Ontology annotation, cellular component: nucleus; cytoplasm; cytosol. The transcript has 13 exons.
AUGUUUAAACAGUUUAAGGGGGUAUGGAAGUCUUUAGAUAGUGGUAUUCCUGUCUCUGUGUCCCAACUGGACCAGUCCCCGUCAUCCCCGUCCGGGUCCAGGUCUCACUGGUUCCACACCCUGCAGGUCCAGCGGCUCCGAGUCCAGCGAGGACGCAGCAACAGCGACCCUCUGAGGGCGGCCAGUUGCCAGGACGUCUUCACCUGGAAACCGGGUCUGCAGUUCGGCGCUGCUCAGUCCUACCUGAGCCUGGAGAAGCUGGGAGAAGGAGCGUUCGCCUCUGUUUACAAAGGAAUCAGCAGGAUCAAUGGUCAGCUGGUGGCUCUGAAGGUGAUCAGGAUGAAGACAGAGGAGGGAGUUCCUUUUACUGCCAUCAGAGAAGCGUCUCUCCUCAAACGUCUGAAACACGCCAACAUCGUCCUGCUGCAUGACAUUGUUCACACCAGAGAGACGCUGACCUUCGUCUUUGAAUAUGUGCAGACUGACCUGUCCCAGUACCUGCAGCAGCAUCCUGGAGGUCUACACUCCCACAACGUCCGGAUCUUCAUGUUCCAGCUGCUCCGGGGUCUCUGCUACAUCCACAGCCGGAGGAUCCUCCACCGAGACCUGAAGCCCCACAACCUGCUGAUCAGCUACCUCGGAGAACUCAAGCUGGCCGACUUCGGUCUGGCCCGGUCCAAGUCCAUCCCCAGCCAGACGUUCUCUUCAGAGGUGGUGACUCUGUGGUACCGACCCCCCGACGUCCUGCUGGGCUCCACCGACUACUCCACGGCUCUGGACAUGUGGGGCGCUGGCUGCAUCUUCGUAGAGAUGCUGCAGGGGGCGCCGGCGUUCCCGGGAACGUCGGACGAGUUGGAGCAGCUGCAGAAGAUCUGGACAGUUCUGGGCGUUCCCUCUGAGGACAGCUGGCCUGGAGUCAGCCAGCUGCCCAACUACAGACCAGAAUGGUUCCUGCCCUCCGAGCCAAAACAGUUCAGGACCGUGUGGAAAAGGUUGAACCAGCUGCCCUACAAGACCGAGAAUCUGGUCCAGAGCCUCCUGAAGGUUCUUCCUGCCGACCGGAUCUCGGCUCAAGACUCCUUGCAGCACUCGUACUUCAGCACCCUGCCUCCUUCCAUCAUGCACCUCAGAGACACAACGUCCAUCUUCAAGGUUCCUGGUGUUCAUCUGGAGACGGAGGUCCGAGACAUUUUCAACCCUGGACGCCGGAUCAAACCGUCGCUGCUUCCUGCCACCAAAUGUUGGUGAGCAAACGGACCAAUCAGAGGGCAGAGAACAAACUGUCAUGCGUUACUCAUCAGAAGGUUUUCAAAGAGACUGGAGGAAGAAGAUUUGAUCAAACAGGAUCUGAAAUGUGUUUUGUUCUGUAAACGCCGGAGAAAUUAAGCAUUAAAUUCAAAUGUCUGUCAGCCAUUUUAUGAAACCUCUGAUCUGGUGACAAGAUGGUUGUGUUUAGCCUAGCUUAGUAGUUGGGGCAACAGUGAAUGUAGCUCAAAUGUUAGCUUUGCUAUAGCAGGUAAUACGGAGCUUUAGCAAUAACAGUAGCAUGCCAGCUGGUGAAUCUGCAGAAUGUAAGAUGGAUUGUUUUAGUAAGCAUAGCACAAGGCAGUUAACACUAACUGUUUACUUGCUAACGUAAGAUUAACAUGAUCCUAUAAGGUGUUAGCUUAGUAGAAAGGACAAAUGCUGAGAUAAUUCUACUACAAAGACAUCGAGAGACAUUCUACACAACAGCAAUGCUAACUUGCUAGCAUGACAAUUUUUUUAACUGCAUUUUUCUUAUGGUAGCUUUGUGCAUACUAGCACUUAGCUUUAACUUAAAAAUGGUAUUGCCCCUUCAGCUUCUAGCUCUACUGCCUCAGCAUACCCUAGCAUCAGCUAGCUAGUGAAAUGCUAAUUUAAAUGUGUUAUGACUUAACAAUGUUCAGUCAUAAGGUCAGAAGAUGAUUGUGUUUAGCCUAGCUUAGCACAAAUCCCAGAAGUUGGGGGAACAGUGAGUGUAGCUCAAAUGUUAGUUUUUCUAUAGCAGGUAAUAAGAAGCAUUAGCAAUAACAGUAGCUUGCUAAAUGGUGAAUCAGCAAAAUGUAAGAUGGGUUAUGUUAGCAGGCAUAGCACAUUGCAGCUAACAAUUACUGUCAACCUGCUAACACUUACUGUCAACCUACUAAUGAAAGAUUACUGCUAUCCCAUAAGGUGUUAGCUUAGUAGCACAGACAAAUGAUAACAUGCUAGCAUGACUAAUAUCUUUUAACUGCAAUUUCUCAUGAUAGCUUUUGUGCAUGCUAGCAGUUAGCUUUUAGCUCCAGUGCAUCAGCAUAUCCUAGCAUCAGCUAGCUGGUGAAAUGCUAAUUUAAAUGUUUUAUGACUUAAUGUUAGGUCAUAAGGUCAGACAAUGAUUGUGUUUAGCCUAGCUUAGCACAAAUGUAAGAAGUGCCAAAAAAAAUAAAAGUUUUCAUUGCAAAUUAAAAUUUUUUAGCAACAAAACUGAGCAAGAUGCUGUCAGUAAUUAGCUCUUCUACUAUGGGGAAUAAGUAACGCUAGCUGAGAAGCUCGCUCACAAGCUAGUUAAUCAGUUAAGUGUGAGGUGGAAAGUGUUAGCAAGCAUAGUAAAUGGUCUGUAUUUAUAUAGCGCUUUACUAUACCUGUAAGGUACCCAAAGCGCUUUACAUGAUACGUCACAUUCACUCAUUCACACACUGAUGGCGGAAGCUGCCAUGCAAGGCACUAACCACGACCCCAUCACAAGCAAUUAGGGGUUAGAUGUCUUGCUCAGGGACCCUCUGAUCUGUACUAAGCUAGCGACAUGAGCACGACGGGCCGAGGAUCAAACCGGCAACCCUUCGGUUGCAAGACGGCCACUCUACCCACUGAGCCAUGCCGCCCCAUAGCACAUAGCAGCUAACACUUAUGGUUAACUUGAUAACUAAGAUUACUGUCAUCCCAUAAGUUGUUAGCUUAUUAACACUGACAAAUGCUGACAUGCUACUACCAAAAGAAAUCCAGCGACAUACUACCACUAGAGAAAUGCUAAUGAUCCUAGUUGGUAGCUCAGUGCAAUCUAACAGUUUGCAUUAACUAAAGAUUAGUGUUGCCCCUGAAGUGCAUCGCUCCUACUACCUCUGUAUCAGCUAGCUAGAUAAAUGCUAAGCUAAAUGUUUCAUUAAUUAUAAGUAUUAGUAUGUUGUGUCGCAUCAGCCGUUCAGGAUGAAUGUUAGCAUUGCAGCAGAUUUUUUAUGUUUUGAAGAAAAUUUUCUGGUUUAAAUAAAGAUUGCUACAUCAGAUUAGCAUUUAGCAUGUUAGUGUGAGGUGUCAGAAUAAAGUCUUUUUGGAUCCUCUCAUGUGUAAAUGUUGUCUGAUGUGAUUUACAGCUCAUUUAAAUGUAAAACGUCCCGUCGGUGUUCUGUGCUGCUGUUAGCAUUCGUUAGCAUGUGUUAGCAUGUGUUAGCAGCAGCUUAAUGAAGAUUCUCUCUGAAGACAUCCUGAAACUCAGCAUCAAUAAUGGAUGAAGCUGAAUAAAGCUCCCACAGGAGGCGUGUUUGUGUCGCAUCAAGGCUCCACGUGGAAACUUUAUUAACACGCAAAUAAACAAAUGUCUCAAUAAACACGUCUGUCUGAUGAUGAUGA